Messenger RNA from Chiloscyllium plagiosum (whitespotted bambooshark), 2734 nucleotides. NCBI's taxonomy places the organism in Eukaryota, Metazoa, Chordata, Chondrichthyes, Orectolobiformes, Hemiscylliidae. The record is from RefSeq and is a predicted model, not a curated record.
GGCCAUGAAGUAUUGAGUAGGCAAGAGCAUGUAUCCUCGCGGAGUGUAGCAGUUGAUUUGUCCUCGUGCGGCACUGGAGCUGCAGCCACCCAUAUCCAGACUCUGAAUGGCCUCUCAUUGCCAUCCACAGUGAAAGGAACUCCUCGUCUCUUAUGGACAGCCUUCAGGAAGACCACGUUUUUGCCCUCUCUCAGUUGCCUUCAGGGACUGUUAGGGCUGAUGAGCAGAGAGACAGAGAGAGAAGGAUUGUACUGUACUAGACCAGCGAAGGAUAGACAUCAAAGAUGGAACCUGCCCAUCCCCCAAGGAAAUGUUGCAAUCAGCCAGUCCCUUCACAGCAUUGCUGAACACACAGAAGGUUGGGUGAAACCAUCAUUUGGAAAUUGGUCGAGUCAGGGGAGCUUUGACACAUCAUCAAAUCUUAAACUAGUCAGUGGUGUGGGCCUUCCAUCAGAACCAAUCUUUCUGAAGGUUCGGCUGUGGGUGAUGGGUCAGGGUGAGUGGCUCCAAGUGUGGUGAGAGUUUCAAUCAUUCACCGAGGCUCGUGAACAAUUGACUCAUUCCUGCAGAGGAGAGGCUGCUUACAGUGCAUCUGUUGUAGAUCUGUUAACAUAAGAGUAGCUUCAUGGAAGAGAAUCCCUUCAAGUGUGAAGUCUGCAACCGAACCUUUGCACGGCCAUCAACACUUGUGAAUCACCGACGCAUUCACACUGGGGAGAAGCCGUUUAAGUGUGAGCUGUGCAACCGAGCCUUUGCACAGUCAUCAACACUUGUGAAUCACCGACGUAUUCACACUGGGGAGAAACCAUUCAAAUGUGAGGUGUGCAACCAAACAUUUGCAAAGUCAUCCACACUAGUGAAUCACCGACGCAUCCAUACUGGUGAGAGGCCAUUUUCAUGUGAUUUCUGUAACAAAACAUUCUCGCAGCCAUCAAACCUCCGUGUACACCAACACAUUCAUACAAAAGAGAAACUAUUUACAUGCGAUGUAUGUGAUAAAUCAUUUUCAAUGUUAGCGAAUCUCCGUGUGCACCAACGCAUUCACACCGGGGAGAAACCAUUCACGUGUAAAAUAUGCAUCAAAUCAUUUUUGAACUCAGUACAUCUCCGCGUACACCAACGUACACACACAGGGGAGAAACCAUUCACGUGCAAGGUAUGUGAGAAAUCAUUCUCCCAGUCAUCAAGCCUUUGUGUACAUCAACGUAUUCACACAGGAGAGAAACCAUUUACAUGUGAGGUGUGUGACAAAUCAUUCUCACAGUCGUCACACUUCCUCGUGCACCAACGCAUUCACACAGGGGAGAAGCCAUUCACAUGUCAGAUAUGCAGCAAAUCAUUCUGUGACUCAUCAAAACUCCUGCUCCAUCAGAGGAUUCACACAGGGGAGAAACCAUUCACAUGUGAUGUAUGCAACAAAUCAUUCUCAGAUUCAUCAACUCUCCGCAAACACCAACGCACUCACACAGGGGAGAAACCAUUCAAAUGCGAAGUUUGCAACAAAUCAUUCUCGAGGUCAUCAAAGCUCCUGGUUCAUCUGAGAAUCCACACAGGGGAGAAACCCUUCACAUGUGAGGUUUGUGAGAAAUCAUUUUCAGAGUCAUCAAAACUCCUGCUGCAUCAGAGGAUUCACACAGGGGAGAAACCAUUCAGGUGUGAGGCUUGUGACAAAUCGUUCUCCCAGUCAUCGAUCCUCCGUGUUCACCAACGUAUCCACACAGGGGAGAGACCAUUUACAUGUGAGAUAUGUGACAAAUCUUUCUCACAGUCCUCAACCCUGUACACACACCAGUGCAUCCACACGGGGGAGAAACCAUUCGCGUGUGAGGUGUGUGACAAAUCAUUCUCACGGUCAUCGAACCUCCUGCUCCAUCAGAGGAUCCACACAGGGAAGUUCAUGGAAGAGAAACAAUUCCAGUGUGAGGUCUGCAAACGAGCUUUUGCAAAGUCAUCAACAUUGGUGAAUCAUCGACGCAUUCACACAGGAGAGAAGCCUUACAAAUGUGAGGUUUGUGACAAGGCCUUUGCACAAUUAUCAGCCCUAGUGAAUCACCGGCGCACUCACACAAGGGAGAAACCAUUCACGUGUGAAGUGUGUAACAAUUCAUUCUCAGAAUCAUCGACUCUUCGCAAACACCAACGCGUUCACACAGGGGAGAGACCUUUCGUGUGUGAAGUGUGCGACAAAUCAUUCUCACAGUCAUCGACCCUUCAUAGGCACCAACGCAUUCACACGGGGGAGAAACCAUUCAUAUGUGAGGUGUGUGACAAAUCAUUCUCAAAUUCAUCACAUCUCCGCCGACACCAACCCGUACACACAGGUGACAAGCCAUUCACGUGCAAUGUGUGUGACAAAUCCUUCUCAGAUUCAUCAAGUGUCCUACUCCAUCAGAGGAUUCACACAGGGGAAAAACCAUUUACAUGUGAUGUGUGUGACAAAUCAUUCUCAGUCGUAUCUUCCCUUUGUAAGCACCAACGCAUUCACACAGGAGAAAAGCCUUUCACAUGUGAGGUAUGUAACAGGUCAUUCUCAGUGUUAUCAAACUUCCGCAGACACCAACGCAUUCACACAGGGGAGAAACCAUUCACGUGUGAGGUUUGUGACAAAUCCUUUUCAGUGUCGUGGAAUCUCCUGCUCCAUCAAAGGAAUCACACAGGGGAGUAAUCCUUCAUAUGUGAGAUUGCGGAGAACUUUUCAGGGUCUUUUCGACCAUUUGGAAUGCACCAGGAUUCA